AUGGCCGGUAAACAUCGGCAGUCUGAGAAUGACAAGGUUCGCGGCGACAGCGGCAACCUUGAGAGGUUGCACAGCAAUGUCAACCCUGGUGCGAACUCCAACACGGGCUUGGGGACCCAGAGAAACCAGCAAAUGUAUGGUGCAGGACCGAUGUGGAAUAUAGAGCACUAUCAUGCUGCACAAGGCACAUCCGCCAACGAAGCGGGACGCCAACAGCAGGCUUAA
Saxophila tyrrhenica is the source of this 225-nucleotide messenger RNA. RefSeq lists its product as uncharacterized. The record is from RefSeq and is a predicted model, not a curated record. NCBI's taxonomy places the organism in Eukaryota, Fungi, Ascomycota, Dothideomycetes, Mycosphaerellales, Extremaceae. The coding region runs from base 1 to 225 and encodes 74 amino acids. The transcript is spliced from 3 exons.